Molecule: messenger RNA, 1797 nt
Organism: Tachysurus vachellii
Lineage: Eukaryota; Metazoa; Chordata; Actinopteri; Siluriformes; Bagridae
Gene: hnrnpaba
Product: heterogeneous nuclear ribonucleoprotein A/Ba
Exons: 9
Coding region: 157-1194 (345 amino acids)
Biological process (GO): regulation of gene expression
Cellular component (GO): nucleoplasm
Molecular function (GO): RNA binding
Source: RefSeq, a predicted model, not a curated record
AAUUCGGAUGCCCUGUGUUCCGUGCAGUAAUAUAACACCCUCUACAGGUCGGCGAACAAGGAAGAGGCUUUUUUUUAACAGAGGAUCUUAAACCCGACGGAUUUUCUUUUACCCUCCACGAAAACAAUAACGCUUUUAAGAUCGCGAACAGACACGAUGUCGGACGCAGAGCAGCAGUUCAUGGAGACGGCGGAGAACGGAUACGAAGGCGAGGAGAACGGAGCAGAAGGCUAUGAGGAUGUUAGCGCGGCGCUGCAGGCCGGAGACGGUGAGGGAGACGCGGAGGGAGAGAACAAUGGGGCCGGAGAUGGAGCUCAGGACGGAGACGGAUGUCGGAUAGAAGCCAGUAAAAGUGAAGAAGAUGCCGGGAAAAUGUUUGUUGGGGGACUCAGCUGGGAUACUAGUAAAAAGGAUCUCAAAGAUUACUUCUCUAAAUUUGGUGAGGUGACAGACUGCACCAUUAAAAUGGACCCAAACACUGGACGAUCAAGAGGAUUUGGGUUCAUUCUGUUCAAAGAAUCGGCAAGUGUAGAAAAAGUGCAAGCACAGAAGGAACACAGGCUCGACGGACGGCAGAUCGACCCCAAGAAAGCCAUGGCGAUGAAGAAGGAGCCGGUCAAGAAAAUCUUUGUUGGUGGACUGAACCCGGAAACGACCGAAGAAAGGAUCCGCGAGUACUUUGGUGACUUCGGGGAGAUUGAGACCAUCGAGCUUCCGAUGGAUCCAAAGACAAACAAAAGGAGAGGAUUUGUCUUCAUAACCUUUAAGGACGAAGAACCAGUCAAGAAGAUUAUGGAGAAGAAAUUUCACAACGUCAGCGGCACCUUGGACGCAAACGGAAAAGAGAGCCUGUGUGAGAUCAAGAUCGCCCAACCGAAGGAAGUGUAUCAGCAGCAGCAGUACGGCGGGCGCUUCGGUGGCGGCGGCAGGGGCAGGGGACGUGGCGGCCAGGGUCAAAACUGGAGCCAAGGUAACAAUAACUACUGGAAUCAGGGCUACGGGAACCAGGGCUAUGGUUAUGGUGGGGGGCAGCAGGGCUACGGCGCAUAUGGAGGCUACGGAAACUAUGAUUACUCGACAGGCUACUACGGUUAUGGCGGUGGUGGCGGCGGCUAUGACUACAACCAGGGCAACGCAAACUACGGAAAAGCUCCAAGACGUGGUGGCCACCAGAGUACCUACAAACCAUACUAAUGUGCAGGUGGUAUCUUUUACUGGAUGUAGGCAGAAUCUGGGCUUCUGCUCCAUUUUUGUACAGACCACAAGUAAGGAACCGGGGAAAAGCAAAUGUCACUUUUCACGUUUUCAUUUUAUACCUUUUUUUUUUUUUGUCGUCCAUUUUACAUUUCCAGAGAUGGAAGUGUUAUUUUUACUGUACUUUUUGGUACCUUUUUCAAUCUAAUGUAUUGUAUGGUUGUAUUUUACGUCUCGGCUGCAUUUACCACACGCCCUAGUUCUGAAGCUCUGGAAAAAGAAUCAUUUUCAUAAUAAAUAAAUUUGAUUUUUGUUUAAUUUUGUUAGCAUUCCUAUAGUGCUCUGUGUUGCAAAGAUGCAUGGCUCACAGUCUGCAGUGAUCCGAAAGGGAUUAUAAGGUUUUUGGUAUUUUUAUUUACAGCUAUUAAAUCUUUUUGCUGACACUUUUUUUUUUUUUUUUUAAUUAGCUUUUUGUUGGUUUAUUUAAAAAAAAAAAAGUGGCUUUUGUAGUGGUAAAAUUAUACCUCAGCACACACCUUUAUCUGUAAGAUUCACUGGAAACUCAUUCCUACAGUGUCUUGGAAAUAAACUUGGUUUUUAAGA